Spirodela intermedia is the source of this 537-nucleotide messenger RNA. The record is from the annotation of a GenBank genome assembly. NCBI's taxonomy places the organism in Eukaryota, Viridiplantae, Streptophyta, Magnoliopsida, Alismatales, Araceae.
AUGGGGGACUACACCAUCUCCAUAAGCUCCAAGCUGAUCAGCCGGCUUGCCGGCGAUGAAGACAAGCAGAAGAGGAAAACAAAGAAACCGAAACCCAAGAGCCCACAAGAAGCCCAGGCUAGGGCUCCCCAGGCGUCCGACGGUCCAAGCAAGCCCAGUGCCAGCAUCGGACUGCCGCCGCCACCGCCGCUGCAACAGCAGCACCGCCAACCUCUCUUCCUCCCGAUCCCCCUCCCUCCGCCACCAGCCGCAAAUGCUGAGCUCGAAGCCAUCCGGGCCGUCGUCCAAGAGAGUGAGCAGGCUGUUGAGAGGCUGCAGAAGAAGGAGGCGGAGAUGAUUCAGGAGCUGACCGAGCGGGCAAAGGAGCUGCACGAAAAGGAGUUCAAAUUGCCCCGGCAGAAGCCCAUGCCGUGCCUUGAAGAGAAGGACGCCUGCUUGGAGUGCUACCGGGAGCACGCCAAGGACCCGCUGCGGUGUGCCCGUGCGGUUAAAUCGUUCAAUGAGUGCGCUCGCAGGGCCCAGCAGCAGAUGAACUGA